Molecule: messenger RNA, 2271 nt
Organism: Armigeres subalbatus
Lineage: Eukaryota; Metazoa; Arthropoda; Insecta; Diptera; Culicidae
Exons: 2
Coding region: 1-2271 (756 amino acids)
Biological process (GO): DNA integration
Molecular function (GO): nucleic acid binding
Source: RefSeq, a predicted model, not a curated record
AUGGUGGAAGUGCAUGACAAACCCGAGGAUUGCUACUUCUUACCCCACCAUGCUGUCUAUAAGGAGUCAAGCUCUUCGACAAAGAUUCGUGUAGUUUUCGACGCUUCGGCUAAGACAACAUCUGGUCUAUCAUUGAACGACGCUUUAGGAGUUGGACCAACAGUGCAAAACGAUCUCAUCACGAUAUUAUUACGAUUCUGCUGCUACCCUGUGGUACUGACAGCGGACAUUCCUAAAAUGUACAGGCAGGUACAAGUACACAAAGACGACAGGAAAUACCAGCGCAUAUUGUGGCUCAACACGAACAACGAGAUGGCAACAUUCAGGCUAACGACCGUGACGUACGGUUGCGCCAGUGCACCCUAUCUGGCAACGCGUACAUUAUUGCAAUUGGCAAAGGAUGAAGCAACCGACCUACCACUUGCAUCAAAAGUCAUUGAGGACAACAGCUACAUCGACGAUUUUCUCACCGGUGGUAGGAACGAACAAGAAGUAAUAGAAAUCUACAAGCAACUAACUGAGCUUCUACGACGAGGAGGAUUUGGAGUGCACAAGUUUUGCUCAACAGCAAAGCUGUGCGAGAUAUCAUACCACGAUCUCCAAGAGACUCUUUUCAACUUCGAAGAAGCCGAUAUCAACAACGUGAUUAGGACUCUUGGCCUUAUUUGGAAUCCCAACGAAGACUACUUCACAUUCAAUGUUACCUUAUUGGAUGGCAGAGUAGGAAACACGAGGCCAACCAAACGAAGCGUACUUUCUGCGAUUGGACACCUAUUCGAUCCGUGUGGAUACCUCGGUCCUGUGACGACGACAGCGAAACUGCUGAUGCAGGACUUAUGGAGGCUGAAAUUGAAUUGGGACGACGAGCUUCCUAACGAACAAAACGAACUGUGGACCACAUUCCGAGAACAGCUUCCAUUGGUUAACGCCCUACGAAAGAAACGGUGUGUAAUCACAAGUGAGGCAACAAUACUGGAGCUUCACGGAUUUUCGGACGCUUCGCAGCGUGCAUACGGGGCAGUCUUGUACACUAGGUGCAUCUCCCCUAAUGGAACUGUGAGCGUCGAGCUAGUUUGCAGCAAAUCGAGAGUGGCUCCCUUGAAGCCAAUGACUAUUCCCCGUCUGGAAUUAUGCGGAACACUGCUUCUGGCACGUUUGGUGGAGAAAACGAUUUCGGCGAUGAAAAUACCUUUCUCGAAAGUGACACUCCACACUGACUCACAAGUAUGUUUGAGUUGGUUUGCAAAGUCACCGCUUGCUUUGAAUCAGUUUGUUGCAAAUCGUGUUGCUACAAUACACGAGCUAACGCAGGACUACAAGUGGUGUUAUGUGCGAACGUAUGACAAUCCUGCCGACAUAAUUUCCCGUGGUGUACUACCGGCAGAACUAUUCGAGAUGGAACAGUGGUUCAAAGGUGCACCAACUCUGUGGCUGCAAGACUCUUCUGACAACGUUGAAAGAAUUUAUUUGGAUGACAAUGAGCUGCCAGAACUUAAGCCGGCGUUCGUAACACUUCCGACUUGCAAGUGUGUGAAAUCGCUGAAGCAACACAAACUAUAUACUGAAGCUCGUGUAAAGGAGGCGUUUGAUGAGAUUUCCGACGCUAUGGUAAAGGGUAAGCAGUUGAAGCAGUACCGAGGUUUAGCUCUUUUCGUCGAUAAGGAUGGGAUCAUCAGGGUUGGUGGUCGCCUGAAAUAUUCAUCGAUACCCUAUGACGGCAAGCAUCAAAUAUUGUUGCCAGAAAAGCAUCACGUGACUGAAAUUCUGGUUCGUCAACUACACAUCGAUAAUUUUCAUGUUGGACAACGAGGAUUGUUGGCUAUUCUACGUGAACGCUAUUGGCCCAUCAAAGCAAGGUUGCUAAUAAAACGCAUUGUCUCCAAAUGCUAUGUCUGUUUUCGGCACAAUCCAUCGCCGGUGAACCAGUUCAUGGGCGACCUCCCAGACUACAGGAUUACACCUUCACCCGUUUUUUCGAAUACUGGAGUCGAUUAUGCCGGCCCAGUAUAUCUCAAGGAAGCUGGUAGGAAGAAAACGCUGUACAAGGCUUAUAUCGCAGUGUUUAUUUGUUUGGCCACCAAGGCCAUUCAUAUUGAGGUAGUAUCAAACUUGACCGGAGAAAACUUCAUCGCUGCUCUACAACGGUUUAUCAGCCGACGUGGUAUGGUGAGUAAUAUGUAUUCCGACAAUGGAACUACAUUUGUUGGUGCGAAUCAUGAGCUAGCCGAGCUGCGCAGAAUGUUCGAGGAUCAGGCACUUCAACAAAAUUGA